This is a messenger RNA of Rubroshorea leprosula, 740 nucleotides long. Lineage: Eukaryota; Viridiplantae; Streptophyta; Magnoliopsida; Malvales; Dipterocarpaceae. The record is from the annotation of a GenBank genome assembly.
AUUAAACAUAAUUAAUUUUAAUUUUUUCAUCAUCUUCUUCCUCUUUUUUUUCUCCUCAUCCUUACCCUCCUCUUCUUCUUCGGAAUCAUCCUCAUCAUAUUCAUCAUCUUGGGUUCCUCGUGGAACCCAAUGCUGGGUUCAUAAGGAACCUAGCACAAGGAACCCAGUGCUAGGUUCAAGGAACCCAGAUUUGGGUUUCUCAUGAAACCCAGCACUGGGUUCGUGAGGAAACUAGAGCUCCUCGUGGAACCCAUCUGGGUUCCUCUCAAAACUCAACAUUGGGUUCCGUGGGAGAACCCAGCACUGGGUUCUGCAGGGGAUGCAAUGAACCCGAUAUGGGUUCCACCGGGUCACGCGAGCCCAGUGAUAAGUUUGGGUUCAUUGCAAAACCCACAUCGAGUUCAUUGCAUCCCCCGCGGAACCCAGUGCUGGGUUCUCCCGUGGAACCCAAUGUUGGGUUUUGAGAGGAACCCAGAUGGGUUCCAUGAGGAGCUCUGGGCUCCUCGCGAACCCAGUGCUGGGUUUCAUGAGGAACCCAGAUCUGGGUUUCAUGAGGAACCCAGAUCUGGGUUCCUUGAACCAAGCACUGGGUUCCUCUGGGUUCCUCGUGUUGGAUUCCUUGUGAACCAGCAUUAGGUUCCACGAGGAACCCAAGAUGAUGAAGAUGAUUCCGAAGAAGAAGAUGAGGGUAAGGAUGAGGAGAAAUAAGAAGAUGAAAAAAUUAAAAUUAAUUAUGUUUA